GCUGGCUUUCUCUCCUCCCCACAGCCGCUCUCCCACCCUAGCCUUUCUCUCACAGCCCUUAGCUUCUCGGCUCGGCUCCGGAGCGUGGACUUAGCUGAACACAGAGCGCAGAGCCAGCGAGCUGGACCUCGCUCUCCUAGGGCCCUGCCUGCCCGGUGUUUCUUCGGCCUCGCUCCUCGCCUCUCUUUUCCCGAGAGGUGGUUCUUGACACUGAGGACGAGACCUCGGUGUCCCUCAAACUUCCCCUGAAAGGGAACCGGUGGGGGAGUAGACCGAACAGAGCCAGCUAUGGAUCCUGUGAGUCAGCUGGCCUCAGCAGGCACCUUCCGGGCACUGAAGGAGCCCCUUGCCUUCCUGCGAGCUCUGGAACUGCUUUUUGCAAUCUUUGCAUUUGCAACAUGCGGUGGUUAUUCUGGAGGUCUGCGGCUGAGUGUGGACUGCGUCAACAAGACAGACAGUAAUCUCAGCAUUGACAUAGCAUUUGCCUACCCAUUCAGGUUGCAUCAGGUGACAUUUGAGGUGCCUACCUGCGAGGGAAAGGAGCAGGAGAAGCUGGCACUGAUUGGUGACUCCUCAUCUUCAGCAGAGUUCUUUGUCACUGUUGCUGUGUUUGCCUUCCUGUACUCCUUGGCUGCCACUGUCGUCUACAUUUUCUUCCAGAACAAGUAUCGGGAAAACAACCGAGGUCCGCUCAUUGACUUCAUCGUCACUGUAGUCUUUUCAUUCUUGUGGUUGGUUGGUUCAUCAGCUUGGGCGAAAGGACUAUCUGAUGUCAAGGUUGCAACUGAUCCCAAAGAAGUAUUGUCACUGAUAUCAGCUUGCAAACAGUCGUCCAACAAAUGCAUGGCUAUCCACAGCCCUGUAAUGUCCAGCUUAAACACUUCUGUGGUGUUUGGAUUCUUGAACUUUAUUCUCUGGGCUGGAAACAUCUGGUUUGUUUUCAAGGAGACUGGUUGGCACUCCUCAGGACAGAGAUAUCUUUCAGACCCAAUGGAGAAACAUUCAAGCAGCUAUAACCAAGGCAGGUACAAUCAAGACAGCUAUGGGUCUGGUGCUGGGUACAGCCAGCAGGCGAGUUUGGGGCCAUCUUCCAAUGAGUUCGGCCAACAGUCCAGUGGCCCUGCUUCCUUUACCAACCCAAUUUAAAAGGGUAGUAUUUGCAUUCUUCUAGAGAGAGCCUCACCAUCUUCCAGUGGCAGAAGAUUUUUUAGGUUUCAGUAACUUAUUAAUGCAGAGAGUGUUGAAUAUAAAUUAGAGAUCUGUAAUCCUCAUUAAGGCAGAGAAGCCUGUGUCAUGAUAAAUGAUACUUAAAAAUGAGAUGCCAUAAGGAGGUAUAUUAUUCAUCAUAGGUGGCUAAUUGUAUAUCAUACCUUGCUAUAAACACAAAUACUUUCAUGGUGUUUCGUAUGUGCAUUGAAAUAGUUGAAACAUUUUGUAGCUGAAUGUAAUAUGCAUAAAGUAAGUCAAAUAUCAGCAAGUUUUCCUAUGCAUUUUGAUGCUGAAGACAUUUUAAUAUUUCUAUAAGACGACUUGGUGCAUCACAAUGUGCAUGUAUUUUUUUUUUAGUUGCAGACUAUAGGAUUGAGUCUCUUUGUUUUAGACAGUUACUCUGUGUUUCUUUAUUUGAUGAAACAAUGCUUAUAUAAUUUAGUGCAUGAAUAGGCAUUUUUCACAAAAUGAACAUUCCAAUGGUAUUUAUAAAAAUUUUCCAGUAUGCACCAGGAAUUUGUUAAAUGGUCGUUUAAAAAAUGUAUUCACACUUUGUAACUUGCAAAUUUGUCUCUCUGGCUUUACCAGUUCUGAAUGCAUUGUAAUUAAGGUUAGGGGUUCUUUUUUCCCCAUUAGUAGAUAUUCAGUGUUACUAUAUUAUAACUGCUCAGUAUUUAUUCUAUUUACUUAGCUAAAUAUUUACAUUCUUACAACUUUCCAUCGUAUUUUAUGGAUCUUAUCCUGUGGGCCAAGAACAAUAGGCCCAAUAACUUUGUGUUUAUGGAGUACUGUUUUCUUAGAAUAAUAGUGAUGCAGAUACCAGAUACCAUAGUCAAGAAGCUAUUGUCCUGACAUAUUAAUUUUUAAAGAAUAAUCUGAAGAACCUGGACUACCAGCUAAACUUUUAAAUUCUAUUUAUUUAUAAAGUUAAUAUGUUCUUCAAUUAUUAAACAUUCUCAAGUCUUAGCUCAACUUACUAAUUAUCAAUUCUAAUUUGAAUAUUAUCCAUAAAUUAAAACUUACUUCCAUGAGCCAUUCCAUAUCCAAAAAGGGGUUUUCAUAAAAUACCCCCCCAGAAUGUAUACAUUAUCAAGAAAAUGCCAAAUUCACCUCUUUGUUUUAACUCAGUUGAAACACCAUGGCCUAACAGUGAGGAAAAGCUGGGCAUCUGUACUUUUAGAUAAACAUUGGUAUCAAUGUAUAAACUCAUUAUGUGAUCUGUGAUGUUGGAAGAAUUUUAACACAAAACAGUCUUGAUAUCUGUAGUCAGUUUCUGGAUCCUGUUGGAUAAAUCUGUAUUGUGAUAUUUUUUGCCCUUAAUAAAGUUAUUGCCUACAAUGAUGGCUGGUAAUAUAUGCAUUAUCAAGAAAAUGCCAAUCUUUGCCUCUUUAUUUUAAUUCAAUUGAAACACCAGGACCCAACUGUGGGGAAAAGCUGAGCAUCUGUACUUCUAGAUAAAAGUUGGUAUCAAUGUAUAAGCUCAUUGUGUGAUCUGUGAUGUUGCAAGCAUUUUAACACAAAACAGUCUUGACAUUUAUAACUAGUUCCUGGAUUCUAUUGGA
Messenger RNA from Phyllostomus hastatus (greater spear-nosed bat), 2771 nucleotides. RefSeq names its product synaptoporin (gene SYNPR). The record is from RefSeq and is a predicted model, not a curated record. NCBI's taxonomy places the organism in Eukaryota, Metazoa, Chordata, Mammalia, Chiroptera, Phyllostomidae. Gene Ontology annotation, cellular component: synaptic vesicle; synaptic vesicle membrane. The transcript is spliced from 6 exons. Bases 289 to 1146 code for a protein of 285 amino acids.